GACCAAACUGCAGGGUUUUGUGACCCAGUUUCUUAUAUGGACUUCACCCUUGCUGAGGGACUGGACUGCAUUAACAGAAAGCUACAGAGCAUGGCAACCAUCAAGCUUGCUCUUCCAUUCGCUCUCCUGUGCGGGCUCAUGGUGAUUGGCUGCUCCAUUCAGAACACGGAGGCAAAGCAGGGAAAGAUUUGCCCCAUGUACUGCCUGGAUGCGACGUUCAUGACGUGCCCGCCCAACGACACGAAGCAACUGCAACCUGUGUGCAACUGCUGCCUCGCCGACAAGAAAGGCUGCACCAUCUACCUGAGCAACGGGGGAGUGGAGAAAUGCCCUUGAUGAACCUGUGUUGAUGAACUCUUUCUUGCAUUG
Messenger RNA from Phragmites australis (common reed), 369 nucleotides. Its product is annotated as proteinase inhibitor type-2-like. Gene Ontology annotation, molecular function: serine-type endopeptidase inhibitor activity. The record is from RefSeq and is a predicted model, not a curated record. The transcript has 2 exons. NCBI's taxonomy places the organism in Eukaryota, Viridiplantae, Streptophyta, Magnoliopsida, Poales, Poaceae. Bases 37 to 336 code for a protein of 99 amino acids.